CGCUCAUGCUUAUUAUGUCCACAGUUGUUGUUUUGAGCGGCGUAAUGAGCAGAUUUGUUUAUAAACUUUUACAGAGUGUAAACCAAACAAAUUCAGGCUGCAGACUCCUGUCUUUGUCUGCUGUAAGAAAUGCGGAAAGGGAAUCUCAAGAGGGGGUCCCAGCCCGCACAGUACUGGUGGAAAAGGAUUCGCACAUAACACUAAUUGGUCUAAAUCGCGAGCAGCAGCGCAAUUCGAUUGAUGCCAACACCGCGGAGCAGCUGACCGAAGCCAUCAGCCAAUUUGAGGCGGAUGAUAGUUCACCGGUGGGUGUGCUCUACGGCAUAGGCGGUUCCUUUUUUGCCGGCUAUGAUCUGGGGGGACUGGGGGGGGGGGGGCCGCGCGGAAGCCUCAACUUUCUGUUGCGUCACGAGGGCUCCGUUGGGCCUACUAGGCGACAUCUCCGUAAGCCACUCGUUUGCGGCAUCAGCGGAUUCUGUGUGGCCGGAGGACUGGAGCUGGCUCUAAUGUGUGAUCUGCGAGUGAUGGAAGACACUGCCGUGUUGGGAUUCUUUAACCGACGGCUUGGGGUUCCAUUGAGCGAUGGUGGAACUGUGCGCCUAGCCGCUGCAGUGGGUUACUCCAAUGCCAUGGACAUCAUCGCGACUGGAAGACGCAUCUAUUCCGGGGAGGCCCGCCGAAUAGGUUUAGUGAAUCGCGCUGUAGCCACGGGCACAGCUUUGGGCCAAGCUGUGAAUCUGGCCUUUUCCAUUGCAAAGUUCCCCAUGGCUUCCCUAAUGCACGACAGGAAUGCUGUUCUGGAAAAUGCCAAUGCCUACAACAAAGACGGAUUCCAUGUGGCCAGCUACAAUGAAAUCAUUAAUGUAACCUCAGCUAUGAUAACAGAUAUGCAGGAGGGCGUAAAGCGUUUCAAGAACUCUGACAUAAAGGGCGCCAAAACCGACUCGUGGAGCAUCAAGGAAAAAACCAUUCCAGAUUGGGAAAAAGCCGAAAUUGAGAUCGAAAAGCAAAAUCAAAAGACAUGACAUAGUUAACUGAUAUAUAAAAAAUUUUGGUAGAUCCUCUGGUUAGUUGCAAUACUUUGUUGUUAUUUAUAAAACGAAAGCCUUUAUUCACGUAAAAUACAUUUAUUUAAUGAUUUAUGUAGUUGACCGCCGUAAUCGCUUACGACUCGCGCUUAUUUCAAUAUUCACAACAAUUACAAUAACGAAUUUUCCUUGAAAUUAAGCCUAACUACAAAAAAGAGUUGAGAGGAAAAGCACAAAGUUCUGUAUUCCUUGCUGUCGAUCGAUUCAACAUUCACAAUUAGUUUACACUUAUAAAAAAUAUGCUAGCGUCAAGUAAUCGGACUUGUCGUCUUACUUACAAUGAAUUUUUGUUAUCAAGUGCUGGGCCAAGCGGUUUGCUGGUCUCGCCAAUAUGUCUUAGUUCUAGGAGUUAACAAAAGGAGUUAUUGCACUUAAAUCGAGUAAAGCGAGAAACGAAGCUCUAUGCAAAAAAGGCUGCUCUUGUACAAACUAGUGUUAAAAACCGACUGAUCGUUAAUCGUGUUAUAGUAGUUUGAUUUAAAAUACAUCGUACAUUGUACAUCGUCGUACUACGGCUAACA
Messenger RNA from Drosophila teissieri, 1609 nucleotides. Its product is annotated as probable enoyl-CoA hydratase. Bases 6 to 1025 code for a protein of 339 amino acids. The record is from RefSeq and is a predicted model, not a curated record. NCBI's taxonomy places the organism in Eukaryota, Metazoa, Arthropoda, Insecta, Diptera, Drosophilidae. The transcript is spliced from 2 exons.